Hordeum vulgare subsp. vulgare (domesticated barley) is the source of this 1481-nucleotide messenger RNA. RefSeq names its product protein tesmin/TSO1-like CXC 6. The transcript is spliced from 6 exons. The coding region runs from base 90 to 1217 and encodes 375 amino acids. Gene Ontology annotation, molecular function: DNA-binding transcription factor activity. The record is from RefSeq and is a predicted model, not a curated record. NCBI's taxonomy places the organism in Eukaryota, Viridiplantae, Streptophyta, Magnoliopsida, Poales, Poaceae.
CAAGCCACCUCCUGCCCCCCAGCCGGACCCGCGUGUGCGUGCCCUCCCCCUCUCCUCCUCCUCCUCCUCCUCCUCCUCGUGCUCCUCCCAUGGAGGCCACCCCGAUCUCCGUCAAGCCUCCCUCGCCGGCGCCGCCCCCGCCCCCGCACCCGCACCUCACGGCGGCGGUGCCCCUGUCGGUCAUGGAGCCGCCGCCCUCGCCGCCGCCGGCGGUGGCGGCGGCGGAGGGGCCCCCCGAGGCGCACGCGGAUCCAGGCAGCAUGAACCAGCUCGCGCUCGCCACCACGCCCAAGAGGCAGAAGGUGGAGGACGCCGCGGACGGGUGCAAGCAUUGCGCCUGCAAAAAGUCCAGAUGCUUGAAACUAUAUUGCCCAUGUUUUGCUGGUGGAGGUUAUUGUUCUGAAAAAUGUGGAUGCGUGCCAUGUUUCAACAAGGCUGAUUUUGCAGAGACAGUUCAGACCACUCGCAAGGUGCUACUUUCACGUCAGAAACGGAUGUCUCUGAAAAUUAAUAGAAGACUCGAGGCUAAUGCUGAAACUAUGGAAGACGCACACAAUUCAUCUUCUUCAACUCCACCAAGGAGAGGUUGCAAUUGCAAGAAAUCAAGUUGCUUGAAGAAAUACUGUGAUUGCUACCAGGAUGGGACUGGAUGCUCCUUAUUUUGUCGAUGUGAGGAUUGCAAGAAUCCUUUUGGGAAAAAUGAAGGUAUAAUGGCAGACGAAAGCAAGCGUUUUCUAUACACCGGCGCAGAUCUGGACCACAGCGAGGACGAACACGACUUCAUCGUGGAGCGCUCGCCUCGCCUGCAAUCGCCCAUCUCAAAGGAGUCCUCUUUCCAGCACACCCCGCCCCGCAGCAAGGCUUCGAGCAGAGACACGCACCUGCUGCCACAGGUGCUGUCGCAGUGGCAGCCGCGCUCAUGGCAGCAGCAGUCCUCGAAGCGGCAAGCCAACGACCAUCAUCGGGCGGUUGACGACUCGGGGGAGAACAGGGGCUCGAACCAUGAGUGGCAGCUGGCCAAGCACCAGGCCCCGGAGGACGCCUACAGCAUCUCUCGGUGCGUGCAGAUCCUGAACGGCAUGGUGGAGAUGUCGCAGGUGGAGAAGUCGGUGGCCCCCGACGUGUUCCUGCAGCCGGGCAACCGGGAGAUAUUCGUGUCCCUGGGCGUCGACGUGCGCGCCCUGUGGCUCAAGCGCAAGAUCCAGCACCUGACCUAGGGCAGUGUUCUUUUUUUUCCUCUGGUCUUGUUGGCCUGCGGGAUGAGAUUUGAGGGGAGCAUUGGAUGUUGCGUUUAUAGAAGAUGGUGAUGAUGGAUGGAUGUCCUGCUGGCCGGUUGAAAUUGACAGGAUGUUAGGUUUUUUUUUCCAUGUAUACUGAGAUGUAUCCCGGAUCUGCACCGCCUGUCGUUGUAGAGAGCUUAGCGGCUGAGUACCUACCUGGUAACAUGUUACAAUAAUUGAUUGGUUAUGCGCCUGCUGCUA